AUGGGUACCAUACUCCAUACUACCCGUUCACGUGAUCGCACUUCCGCCACUAUGGAACGACUUCUGCAGCUGUUUCUGAGCCUUCUAACGAUAGUCGUCGUCUCCGGCAUUACCUGCACCCAACUGAACAGCCGCAAUCACUGUAUUCACAAGGGUCCUUAUGAGAGAAAUUGGGAAAUGUCAGAGGCAUACUGUGAAUCCCGAAGUGGUCACCUCACAUCCAUACAUAAUCAGAAAGACAUCGCUGCGAUUAAAGGUAAGUGCAAUAGAGAUGUACUGCGAACCUCAUAG
Haemonchus placei is the source of this 291-nucleotide messenger RNA. The record is from the annotation of a GenBank genome assembly. Lineage: Eukaryota; Metazoa; Nematoda; Chromadorea; Rhabditida; Trichostrongylidae.